Molecule: messenger RNA, 5519 nt
Organism: Thermothelomyces thermophilus ATCC 42464
Lineage: Eukaryota; Fungi; Ascomycota; Sordariomycetes; Sordariales; Chaetomiaceae
Exons: 2
Coding region: 522-5507 (1661 amino acids)
Biological process (GO): transmembrane transport; lipid transport
Cellular component (GO): intracellular membrane-bounded organelle; membrane
Molecular function (GO): ATP binding; lipid carrier activity; ABC-type transporter activity
Source: RefSeq, a predicted model, not a curated record
GUAUUGUCUACUACGUUUGUAGAGUGCGAUGGAAUGGCCAAGUGGGGAGGAUGUGCUGGUUAUCCAUACCCACGUUAGGCACCCCGAUCGGUACCAACCUGAAAUUACGCCCCAGAUCGGGGAGGAACGAGGCUGUGAGCCUAAACGCCGAGAGAGCAGUUUAACUACCAGACAAAACUUCGGCUCGUGUUCAGAUGGUCAUUUUCUUUGUCAGCCUUUUUUUUCCUUUUUAUUUUCUACCUUUUUAUUUCCUAUUCCUGCGUCAAUUCUGUUUUAAAUCGCAUUAUCGGCGGCGCCUUGCAGGGCUGUACAGUACAUACGUCGGUCCCAGAUGAUAAACUGACCUGAAUUAACGCCGUCCGAUAAUUGCAGACGCAAACAGGGGCCCUGACACGACAACAAAUCCUGGGAGUGGCGCCGGCACGAACCACGCGACCCUUUGGGGUCUAGCACAACGCCAACGCCGCCGAUCCGACUGGGAACGGAAAGGGUUACUAGAUAACGGAGGGCCUGGCGCCGCCAUGGCGCUUCUCCGGCAGACAUGGACGCUGGCGCUCAAAAACUGGCUGAUCGUCCUCGGCCGCCACAGCCUGGCAACCGUCAUCCGCGCCUUUGUCCUGCCGAUUAUCUUGACCGCGUUCCUCAGCUUUGCGCGUAACCUCUUCGUGCCUGCGGCGACAUUCGGCAUCGGUGACGUCCGUCCGGUGCGUUCGCUGCUCAACGGGCUGGAAGUGGCUUCCGAGAGCGGCAGGAACCAUGUCGUCUUUGUCAACAAUGGGUUCAGGGGUGGCGAGAUCGAGCGCGUCAUUGACGACUUGGCGACCACGGUGAGGAAUGCGGGGAAGAACGCGACGAUUCUGGAGAGCGAGGACGACGUGCCGUACAUUUGCCGCGCCUCGCUCCGCGGUGUGACCCCGUGCUACGGCGCGGUUGUCUUCCACGGAUCGCCGACCGAGGGCGGCGCUGGGCUAUGGAAUUAUACCCUCCGCGCCGAUGCCUCGCUCGGCGCUGGCCGCAUCGACACCGACAAGGACACCAACGACGCCCAGGUCUAUAUGCUGCCCCUGCAGAACGCCGUCGACAUGGCCAUCUCUCGCCAGAAGGGCGGCGACGGCGGCGAUAUGACGCCGCUUCCCAGUGUCACGGACGAAUAUCCCUUCACAUCACUCACCGACGAGGAGCGUAACGACCGUAUCCGUGUCAUUUACCAGAGAAAUAUCAUAAGUUUUCUCGGCGUCACGUUUCUCGUCGCCACCAUCGGUAUUACCUACCACAUGGCCGGCUUCAUUGCCACCGAGCGAGAGUCGGGCAUGUCGACCUUGAUCGAGGCCAUGAUGGCCACAAAGAGCCGCUGGCAGCCGCAGGUCGCUCGCCUCCUGUCGUACCACCUGUCUUUUUCGGUGCUGUACCUGCCCGGCUGGGUCGUCUCGGCCUUGAUUCUGUGGACCGGCGUGUUUGCUCACACCAGCGCCGUCGUCGUCUUCUUCUACUUCAUCCUCUCCGGCCUGGCCCUGGGCUCCAUGACCAUCUUCGGCGCAGCCUUCUUCAAGAAGUCGCAGCUGAGCGGUGUGCUGCUCACCAUUGUUUACAUCCUGUUGGCUAUCAUCGCCCAGACCAUCACCUCGCCCAAGACUCCGACCGUCGUCGCCCUGAGCCUUCUCUUCACCCCCUGCAACUUCACCUACUUCAUCACGCUCCUCGCCCGCUGGGAGAGAGAGGAAUGGCCGACCGACCUUCUCCAGUCACCGCCCAACAGCCCCUGGGAGCUACCGGGCAUCGUCUUCUUCGUGUUCCUUGCCGCCCAGGCCCUUGUCUACCCCGUCCUCGGCGCCCUGAUCGAGAGGUGGCUGCACGGUACUACCUCCAGCGGGCGCAACAUCGUGGUUGGCGAGGACCGCGGCGAUCUCGGCAGCGACUGCACCGUCAAGCUCGAGGACUUCACCAAGGUCUACAGCCCGGGAAUCGUCCGCCGCAUGUUCUCCUUCAUCGCGAAGCCAAAGGAGCCCGUCGUGGCCGUGAACAAGCUCACCCUGAGUGCGACCCGCGGCCAGAUCCUGGCCCUGCUUGGCGCCAACGGUAGCGGCAAGAGCACCACGCUCGACACCAUCGCCGGCAUCAACAAGGCCACGAGCGGCAACAUCACCAUUGACGGCACCGGCGGCCUGGGAAUCGCCCCGCAGAAGAACGUUCUCUGGGACGAACUGACCGUGUUUGAGCACAUCCGCAUCUUCAACAAGCUCAAGUCCCCCGGCCGCCAUGCCACCAAGGAGGAGAUCCGCGACCUGGUCCUUGCCGUCGACCUCGAGAAGAAGAUCAAGGCCCAGUCGCGCACCCUGUCGGGCGGCCAGAAGCGGAAACUGCAGCUCGGCAUGAUGCUCACGGGCGGCAGCGCCGUCUGCUGCGUCGACGAGGUGUCGAGCGGCCUGGAUCCCCUGAGCCGGAGAAAGAUCUGGGACAUCCUGCUCGCCGAGCGCGGGCGGCGCACCAUCAUACUGACGACGCACUUCCUCGACGAGGCGGACCUGCUGGCGGACUACAUUGCCGUCAUGUCCAAGGGCAAUCUGCGCGCCAAGGGCACGUCUGCGGAGCUGAAGGACCGCCUGGGCGGCGGCUACAGGAUCCAUGUCAACAACGUGAAGCUGAUCCCGCGCCUGCCCGAUAUUGCCGGAGUGAAGAAGAAGGCGACCCGGGAGGAGGCGUCUUACAUGGCUUCGACCUCGGCCAUGGCAGCUACGGUCAUCCGGGAGCUCGAGACGGCCGGCGUCAAGGACUAUCGCUUCUCCGGCCCGACGAUCGAGGAUGUCUUCUUGCAGCUUGCCGAAGAGGUCCGGGCCGAGGGAGGGGACCUCGACUCGCGCGGGGUCCUGAGCUCGGCUGACGAGAAGUCCGCGACUGCCGACGGGAUGAGCCAAACGGAGAAGGGCCUCGAACUCAUGUCGGGACAACCCGUCGGCUUUUGGCGCCAGGCCUGGGUGCUCUUCCUCAAGCGCUGCGUCAUCUUCAAGAGGAACUGGUUCCCCACCGUCGCCGCCUUCGUGAUCCCCGUCAUCGCCGCCGGGUUGGUGAUGCUGUUCGUCAAGGAUCAGCAAGCCGUGGGUUGCUCUCCCACGGACCAACUGUCGAGGAACGAGGCUGUCAACAUAUUCGACGGCGGCUUCGAGAUCUUUGUGGUCGGCGGCCCGGCGGACAAGUUUUCCGAGUCGAACCUGAUGCGCCUGUUUGCCCCCAUCUACAUUAACACGCAAGGCAAGACCGGCGGCGCCGGCGGCGAGAUUGCCGACGCUGAUGGCCUGUCGACCAGGGCCGUCACCAGCGCGGCCGACUUCUUCCGGAAUCUCACCAUCGUCGAUUCGAUUGACGAGUUCAAUCAAGCCGUCGUCCAGUACCGCAAGAACAUCACGCCCGCUGGCAUCUGGCUGGGUGACGACCGCUCUCGCCCGACGCUCGUCUACAAAGGCGACGGGGUCGAGAUGGUCAAUGCCUGGUUUGGCAAGUGGGUUAUGGAUAUGCUCCUGGUGAACAGCACCAUCGCGACGACUUAUGUCCCCUUCGACAGGCCGUUUACCCCCGACGCCGGAGACUCGCUACAGUUUCUGGUGUACGUCGGUCUCGCUCUGUGCGCCUACCCGGCCUUCUUCUCGCUGUACCCGAACUUGGAGCGCCGCCGCCAAGUUCGUGGGCUGCAGUACUCGAACGGCGUCAAACCGCUGCCGCUGUGGAUCGCCUACCUGGGCAUCGACUUUGCCGCCGUGCUGGCCGGGGCCGUCAUCAGCAUCAUCCUCUUCGCCGCCGUCGCCCCCGACCUCUGGUACCACAUUGGCUACGUCUUCUUGGUAUUCAUCUUGCACGGUUUGGCGUCGACCCUCUUGGCGUACAACGUCUCGCUCUUCGCCUCGAACCAGCUGUCGGCCUAUGCGUUCGCAGCUGCUUGGCAGGUUGUCAUGCUUCUUCUCUAUCUUAUCGGGUACAUGUGUGUCAUCGUGUACGCGCCCGUCCAUCGGAUCGACUCGCUGGUGCUGGUUGUGCACUUUACCAUCUCGGUGUUGGCGCCCAUAAUGUCGGUCAUUCGCGCCCUGUUCGUGACCCUGAACUUGUUUUCCACGGCCUGCGAUGGUCAGCAGCUGUCCUCCAACCCGGGCGCCAUGGUCCAAUACGGCGGCCCGAUUCUCUACCUCAUCGUCCAGGCCGUCAUCCUCUUCCUCGUCCUCGUCUGGGCCGAUGGCGGCAGCGCAGGCUUCAGCCUGUGGCGCAUGUUCAAGCGCUCCGCUCCUCCUUCGCAGAGCGAUGCCGACGAGCGCGCCGCCAUCUCCGACGAAGAAGUCGCCAACGAGCUGAUCCGCGUCAAGUCUAGCAGCGCUGCCAAUCCCGACGCCGGCCGCCCCACGGACGGCCUGCGCGUCGUCAACCUGACCAAGACGUUUGGCAACAACAUUGCCGUCGACAACGUCACCUUCGGCGUACCCCACGGGGAGGUCUUUGCUCUCCUCGGGCCCAACGGGGCCGGUAAGUCGACCACCAUCUCCGUCAUCCGCGGCAACCUCAAACCGUCGGCCGGAGGCGACGUGUUCGUGGAAAACGCCUCCGUCACGCGCCACGUUGCCGCGGCCCGCUCCCAUCUCGGCGUCUGCCCGCAGUUCGACGCCAUCGACGUCAUGACGGUCGAAGAGCACCUGCGCUUCUACGCGCGCGUGCGCGGCAUCCCGGACGUCGAGCACAACGUGUCGGCCGUGAUCCGCGCUGUCGGGCUGAGCGCCUUCCGCACCCGCCAGGCGCACGCGCUCUCGGGCGGCAACAAGCGCAAGCUCUCGCUGGGGAUCGCCCUCAUGGGCAACCCGACCGUCGUGCUCCUCGACGAGCCCUCGUCCGGCCUCGACGCCGCCGCCAAGCGUAUCAUGUGGCGCACGCUGGCCUCCACCGUCCCCGGCCGCAGCCUCCUGCUCACGACGCACAGCAUGGAGGAGGCCGACGCCCUCGCCGGCCGGGCGGGCAUCCUCGCCAAGCGCAUGCUGGCCAUGGGCAGCAUCGACCAGCUGAGGCAGCGCUUCGGCAACCAGCUGCACGUCCACCUCGUGUGCAAGGGCGCGCCGCGCACGAGCGACGCCCACGUGGAGAAGGUGCGCACAUGGGUGACGCAGACCUUUGCCGGGGCCGAGGUCGAGGACAAGACGUACCACGGCCAGAUGCGGUUCAAGGUUCCUGCCGCUACCGCAGCAGCCCUCGCGAGCGGUGGGGCCCAGGAGCAGGUGUGCGCCAAGGUUCCUCACGGCGUCGGCCAUGGCUCCUCCUCGUCAUCGUCGUCAUCGUCGUCCUCGUCGUCUGGGUCAGCCAUCGGCAAACUGGUCGUCUUGUUGGAGGAAAAUAGGGAGUACCUUGGCGUGGAACACUACAGCGUCAGCCCGACGACGCUGGAUCAGGUGUUCUUGGCCGUGGUGGGGAGACAUAACGUCAAGGAGGAGGGGUAUCACGAGGAUGGAAAGAAGAAGAAGUGGUGGAAGUUUGGGAAAUAGAACCCGGGCGGU